AUGAAACCACCGACAGAAUCAUCACACGGGAUGGCAACUCUCAAUAAUAAUCAACCCAUUCCUCCGUAUCUUCAAUGUGGUAUUUGUCACAAUGCUUUGGAUGAUCCUAUCAUUCACAUUGAAUGUCAAUUGUUAUUUUGUCAAAAAUGUGCAAAUAAUUCAACAGCCAAGUGUCCGCAAUGUCAAACUCAAUUCACAGAAUCAUCACUCUCUAAAACUGUUCCACGUUUCGUUACAGAUGCUUUACAACAAGUUACAAUUCCAUGUACAAAUUGUCAACAAAUGGUUUUGAGAAUUCAAAUGCAACAACAUUUACAAAAUUGUGAAAUUCCAUGUCGUUUGGGAUGUGGAUGUCGAGUCUCUCCACAACAUCAGCAACAGCACGAAAAGGAAUUUUGUACAAUGUUUCAAGUGAAAUGUUCAGAUUCAAAUGAAUGGUGUGAUUGGAAAGGUCCAAGAGGUGAAUUGAAAGUUCAUGAAAAUUCAUGUGUUUUCUUGAAUCAGAAAGAAAUGGUUUCAAAAUUUAAAGAAAAAUUAAAUGAACAAACAAAAGAAAUGGAAAACAAAAUGACCAUGCUUUUACAGGAAAUGGAAUUUAGAAAUUCGAAAAAUAUGUUUGAUCUAUGUAUGGAAAUCAAUAAGGAAUGGAUUUCCAAUUUGAAACUAUACAAGAUAUAUUUGGAUAAUUACAAAUACGAUGAUACUGGAAUAUUGCAUUAUUUCAACGAAUGUGAAUUUGUUGAAUGCACUGUGAAUUGCUGUCACAUUUUUCACACAUGCAUUUUUAAGAAUUGUCAACAAGUCCAUUGUCAGAGCGCGAAUGAAUGCACGUUUGAGAAUUGUGAAGAAUUGAAAUUUGACACUUUGACCAAUGUCACGAUCAAAAAUACAGCAAAAUUAAGAAUUUUAGAAGUACAAUAUGUCACACUCGAACAACUCAUUCUCCUUUCUGAACAAAUGAAAGAUCAACAUUUAGAACUGAAUGGCGUUAAGGGAACUUUUUGUGAAAAACCAGGAUGGUUGGAACAAGUUGCAAAAUAUCCAAAAAAAUUAACAUUCUCAAGCAUGACUCUUCAAAAUGUGACACAGAAAUCAUCAUCCACUCCAAAGAAUGUAGAGUUUACAAAUUGUCGCUUUAUCUAA
Molecule: messenger RNA, 1143 nt
Organism: Naegleria lovaniensis
Lineage: Eukaryota; Heterolobosea; Eutetramitea; Acrasida; Naegleriidae
Exons: 1
Coding region: 1-1143 (380 amino acids)
Source: RefSeq, a predicted model, not a curated record